GGUAUUCGACAGCGAACCUCCAUGCUGAUAGUACGUAAGCGCUUGUCUUCUUGUUACCGAUUACCGGAGUUAUGCAUUCGUAAAAUAUACACACGCGACCGGAGUUUUGUUUAAUAUUUCCAGUGACUGUGUUUCUUGAAUUAAUUUUUGGUGUUAACUGUGUUUCAUUUUACUUAUACUCUCAGACGUUAUUAAAAAGGAUUUUGGAUUUUUUUUUGACAAGUUGGACUAAACGUGAUCACAACGCUGGAACAUUUAAGGCCUAUUGUGGCUUCUAUCACCACCUUAAUUGGGAACUGUGAGAAUAUGGAGGCCACUUACUGCGUUGGUACUGAUGUAGACGUUUGCAGGAUGUUUGAUCAGUACUUGUAUAAGAGAUCAGAAAACGUAGAUUUGUCGUUGAGCAUACCGCAGUCAAAUUUUCAAUCAAACGGCUACGAUAUGGGUGACCAGACUUUUCAUACUCCCAGUUUCGGUGAUGAGGAAUUCGAUAUACCGGCCAUCAAUCCGCAGCAGCAGCAACAGCAGUCGCACUCGGAUCAACAUUACCAGCCCCCAAUGCAGGGAAUGCAACAGAUGAAUCAGCAAAUAAAUCAACAGCAGGACGCAUUGGGUAUGCAUGAUCCUACGGGAGGUUUUCAGCAACCAUUGUAUUUGUCCGGCCCGGAUCACGGCAUGGUAAAUAAUUCGUAUCACAGUCCUCAACCUAAUUAUCCAUCGCCACAACAGCAACAACAACACAAUAAUCAGUUGCUGAUGAUACAACAACAGCAGCAACAACACCAUCAACAACAACAGCAGCAGCAACAUCAACAGCAACAACAUCAACAACAGCAACAUCAACAACAGCAACAUCAACAACAGCAACAUCAACAGCAUCAUCAACAGAUGAUGAUGAGUCACGGUCAACCACCGCCUCAAUCUAUGGGGCAAUAUGGGACGUCACCGCAGCAUCCUCAAGGGAGAGGCAAUAGUCCACCAGCUCCUGGACAGGAACCGACAACUAGCGACGAUAGUGAUGAUAGCACGCCACAUCCUGCAAUAAUAACAGCGAUGAAAAGGCCGUCUCCUGAACCGGCCGAUCAGACUUUAACGAAGGCGCAAAAGAAACCGAAAGUACAAAAGAAGAAGAAGAAGAGAGAUCCCAAUGAACCACAAAAACCGGUUUCAGCGUACGCGUUAUUCUUCAGAGACACUCAAGCUGCAAUCAAAGGACAAAAUCCAAAUGCUAGUUUUGGAGAAGUUUCAAAAAUUGUGGCGUCCAUGUGGGAUGCUUUAGAUUCCGAACACAAAAAUGUUUACAAAAAGAAAACUGAAGCGGCCAAAAAAGAAUACCUAAAAGCAUUGGCGGCGUACAGGGCGAGUUUAGUCUCUAAAGGAGCGGGCGAAAACGAAGGCAUGUACGGAAACUAUCCCAAUUACCAAGGCGGCGGACCCCCUCAGUAUUCUUCCUACCAACCACAAGGUACCAUUCCAUCACCUCCGAUGUCAGCCCCACCUUCGGCUACUCCUCCCGCCCAGUCCCCCAUCGGGAAGAAACCACCGAUGAUGGGAGGCAUGCCUCAGUCACCACAACAAGGACACCAGGGAAUGAUGCAGACUAACAUGGGGCCAGUGCCAAAUCACAUGAACAUGCAACACAUGCAGCAACCACAGCAACACAAUAGUUAUAUGCAACAGUUUAUUCGAUUUUCUACCCAGGUUCCUCAACAGCAACAUGUACCAAUGUCCCCACAGCAACAACAACCACACGUUUCAGUGUCACCUCACAGCCAUAUGCAACAGCCAUCUCCUCAUAUGCAACAACAUAUGAGUCCCCCACCUAUGGUGUCCAGUUCCCCACCCGUCUCAGCCCCGGCACCCACUAUCCCUACAUCGGUAGCCCAACCUAAUGUCGGACAAGGUCAAGGAAUGAGACCACAGAACGCUUGUAUACGUCACGGAUGUCCUAAUCCAGCCAUCACAAAUCCCGAAUGGGAAGAUGAGUACUGCAGUAAUGAAUGUGUGGUUAGCCAUUGCCGAGAUGUAUUCACAGACUGGGUGUCGGCCAACAAGAACCAAUCACAGAAUUUUUCAGCAGUUAAGUAAAUUCAUCUCUAGGGGGCAGUUGCAAACUUAGGAAGAGUUAACAAAAAAAAGUAGCAAUACCAACAAGAAUCUACAUUAUUCUAUGCUAGGCAAGAAAAAAGUUAUAAAAUCAGGUUUCGUAAAAAAAUGUGUAAUAGUGAGAGGAUAUAGAAAUAAGAAUUGUAAAUAAAAUGAUAAUCAUUUUAGUAUGUGAGGUUGUAUUGAAGCAAUACGAUUUCAUUCUAUAGGUAUACAAUACUAAGAAAAUAAUAUUGUAAUACUAGCAUUAUCCGUUGUAUAUUCGGUAUGAGGUAGACAAAAAUAUUACCAAACAUGAGUUGAAAAAUCUAAAUUUUUAAUCUCAUUAGAAUGCAGUAUCUAUUUAGAUAAAUUGUAGGUGAGGUAAUUAAAAAUUCUCGUUUCAUGAUAAAAACAACAUUCUGAUGAUGAUAUUCAGAUUACAAAUUAGAUUUUUUUCAAAAUUAUUUGCCUUUAGUAAGUUUGCGUCAACUAAAUGUGUAUACUAUACACAAAAUCGAAAUACUGUUGUUAUAUCCCAAUAAUUUUCUCCUCGUAAGGUGAAUUCUAAUAUGAUACUAAGGUUUCUAAAUCGUUUAUCCACACCUGGUUAAAAAAUUUGCAUAUAAUUCUAUAAAUAUGAUUUAUUUAAAUUUAAUUAUGUUUAAAACAAUAAAUAUUGACUAAAAUAUAUAGAUGCAAAUAUACCUAUAUUUAAGGUCUUUUUACAUACACAAAAGCACGCGCAGAUGAAGGUUAAGCUAAUUGUUCCAUACAAGAUCUCGCACUUGCAACGUUUUCGGAUUUGUUGCCAUUUUUAUUGAGUGCAAGAGCUACAAUUCUAGGGAGAAGUCUAGUUACUUCUAUCAUUAGCAGAUAUCAUUAUUAACAGUUAUUCAUUGACCACUUUUAUCUUGUUCAUUUUACUUUUCACCUCCAUUCCACUCUAUUAAAUAUUUUGACUUUGGAAAAAAUUGCACGCAACUUCUUACAAGUUGUCUUUAAAGGCGAGAUCUUGAAUGAAUUAUACAGUUCAGCAAUUCUAAGGAGAAAUCUGGUUAUUUUUGGCUCAACAAAUCAGCUGACUUUCGUAAAACUUAGAUUUAUUUUCAUUAUUAAAUUAGGCACAAAAUAUUGAAUGAAAUUUGAGGUUAGCAAUUUGAUAAAUUUCGCUUAUGGAAUUUUAGUUGGUGGCAGCCAUAAUGCAAAGGCAUGAGACCUACAUUAUGGCCGCUUGUCAUGAUGCAAUACAACGUGCAAUGCAAUGCAAUAUGCAAUAUUGCUUAAUCAAAAGCAUCCGCAGAUGAAAUUCAUGCAACUUGCAACAAUGGUUUGCUGCUAUUUUUAUCGCGUGUUCGUUACAAUUCUAGGGAGAUUUAUUAGUUUUUCAAAUGUUUCUUCAUCCAUUCUCAACCAAUUUUUUUAUGUUUUCUCGUCUAAUUCUAUAGCCAAAUUCAUGUUUCCCCUUGUUCUCUCUAGACAGGGCCUGGCCCAGCAUCGCCUGGGUGCACUUUUCCAUCCUUCAAAUAUUUACUAAUAGCAACAGGAAAAUCCUCACUUACAAAUUCUCACUUCACUCUGGUAAGUGAAGUGGGAAUUCAGUGGUUAAUUGGAAUUAAUCUAGUUAGCAAUCGAUAUUCCUAUGUUUCAUAAAAAUAUUUCCAAUACUGUGUAUACAGUUAUAUAAUGUUGCUACUACGCUUACUAGGUCUCGAGCUGGUAAAAUAUUUCUGUCUGCCUUAUUUAAAAAAAAAAACAUUGUUAUUUCAUGCUCUGUAAAUGCAUGUACUCCUUGAAUAAAAAUUUGUAGUUAGAUAUGUCAAAA
This is a messenger RNA of Diorhabda carinulata, 3910 nucleotides long. Its product is annotated as TOX high mobility group box family member 4-like. Gene Ontology annotation, molecular function: chromatin DNA binding. Bases 307 to 2088 code for a protein of 593 amino acids. Lineage: Eukaryota; Metazoa; Arthropoda; Insecta; Coleoptera; Chrysomelidae. The record is from RefSeq and is a predicted model, not a curated record. Gene Ontology annotation, biological process: regulation of transcription by RNA polymerase II. Gene Ontology annotation, cellular component: nucleus. The transcript has 9 exons.